Messenger RNA from Notolabrus celidotus (New Zealand spotty), 5359 nucleotides. RefSeq names its product ATP-binding cassette, sub-family G (WHITE), member 8 (gene abcg8). Gene Ontology annotation, cellular component: plasma membrane. The record is from RefSeq and is a predicted model, not a curated record. Gene Ontology annotation, molecular function: ABC-type transporter activity; ATP hydrolysis activity; ATP binding. Lineage: Eukaryota; Metazoa; Chordata; Actinopteri; Labriformes; Labridae. The transcript has 16 exons. Gene Ontology annotation, biological process: cholesterol homeostasis. The coding region runs from base 2598 to 4607 and encodes 669 amino acids.
AUAUGAUAAGUCACGGUAUAAGUUAAAGCACUGGAUACACUAGAACUAUUACUGCCUGGAGCAAUAAGCAUAUAUAAAUAAGGGUAAACUCGUUUAUGUGAAUUUGAAACAGAGACCAAACAAAAUAAGUAUUUACAACUCAUUUUUAUGACAGAAAAUGUAAAUGAAAGAACUUUGUAACUCAAACAUAUUAAGCUAAGAUAGUUAAACAUACUGCACAAAAGGAGAAACAACGUAAAAGUUAUUUGAAGGAGAAGAGAAUUCAUGCUACAAACAUCAAUGUGCUGAAAACCCUGUAGUUCUCCAUUAGUCUCCUUUCUGUAUUUUUUCCUUAGCUGGGAGAAAAUGUCAAAUUCAAGCUGAGGAAAACUAACAGAGAGUGGACAGGGCAGAGGAGGCUAUCAAAAGUCACCUUUUUCUUGAUAGCUUUGGCGGAGUGUUUCCGCAGGGCCAGCUGAGCUGUGUAGGUCAGAGUCUCCUCCACUGUCAGAUAACUCAACAAGUUAUCACUCUGGAAAAGAAAGAGACAAAGACAGAGAGUGAAGAUGAAAAGAAACUGCAAAGAGAUGAAGUGAGGCAGACAUAUAUCUGAUGGAUCCUUCGUACUUAUUGAGGAUUUAUCAUAAAAUCGACUCUUAAGGGCUUUUAAGUAAAAUAUGCUGCUUGAAUAAAGUACAAUCAAUUCCAUCUUUUUUUAUCUUAAUCACUGAGCCAACUACAGUAUAUUAAAAGUUAACGGCAUGAAGGCCAUGAGAUUUUCUGUAAUUAUCCACAUUGCAACAAUUUUUAACAGCAGGAGGAUUUAUCAACAGUAUCUUUGCUUAUUAUCCCUGCACAUUAGAUGUACAUCCAUACAGGACACCAAUACCACAGAAUAAUGCAUAGCUGAAUGUAUAAAUGCAAACUAACUGUAACAUACUUUAGGCCCACAAAAUUGCGGUCACACACACAUGCACACAAACACAAAUUCAUUGCUUGAACCUCCUGAACCUGCUGCCUGCUUCAAUUAACACGUUGGGCCUCCCAAUCCCACUUCCCCUCAGUCUCUCAUCUGAAUGACUUUAAUAUCAGGAGCUCAUAUCACCUCCUCAUCUACAGCUUAGCAGGGGAAGUUAAUGACGAGGCUUAGAGAGCAGAAGGGGUUGCUAUCAGCCAGAAGAGAGAGAUGAUUUGAAAGGAAGCAAGGCCGGUUUUAAGCCAGUGUUUUUAAUUCAGGCUUUGGAUACACUUGAGCACCUCUCAUUGAGAGAUUAAGUAUAUGAGGAGGCUAGCAAAGGUCUUUAGUUAAUUUCAUCCAGAGGCCAGGGCAACCUUUGCAGGAGUUUUAGCAAGAUUGAGUGUGCUCAUUGAGUUUGGUUUGGUAUUUGUGGUGGGUAGACCUCAGGCAACUGAAGUACAUACAACACACACACAUGUUAUACUGAGGGGCAAAGUUUAACCGGAUGUCAGUGUGUGAUGAGAACUGGGGCAAAGGGUAAUAUUUAUGUGUGUGUGUGUGUGUGUGUGUGUGUGUGUGUGUGUGUGUGUGUGUGUGUGAUUCUUAAAGGUCACAAAUAAGUGUUUUUUUCUGUUACCUGCAGCACAUAAGAGAAGCAGUCCUGAUACUCUUCUCUUUUCAUCUUCCUGCCGUUAACAAACACCUCACCCAACAGUGUGCCAGUGUUUACAAUUCUUCCUGAGAUGGCAUCCAGCAAAGUGGUCUUUCCUGAUCCUUCACAGUUCAAAGAUGUAGUGAUACACAUUUUAUUACAGAAAAAAAGCAUGUUUUAUCUGGUCAGAUAUUAAAGAAGAAUUUAUUGAAUCCUUCUCAGAGUCACAAGAUAUUUCGCCAAUUAUUUUAGCCAUAAAAAUAUAUUUUAAAAACUUUUCUUGUCAUUUUCUUUUCUGGUGUAUUUUUCAGAAAUAUAAUUUAUUUUACCAUACAUUCAUUAUUACAAUUAAUUAUAAGCAGUGUGCAAACCUGAAUUUCCCAGUAUGCCCAUGAUCUGCCCACUGUCAACAUGGAAGGAGACGUUACUGAGGAUCUGACGAGUCCAUCGCCUCCUGAAGGAGGGAGAUAUUGCUGACGCUGAGACUGCAGGAGGGUUCCGCUUGCUCCUCUCCAACGUCCCUCCAGACAUCUCUCUUCUCCUCCGACACAAACUUGAAUGACUCUCUGACUUUGGUCCCGUUAGGCUCCUCUGUCUGCAUGGAAUAAAAUCUGUUAUUGUCCGCGGCCAUUUUGAUCCUCAAAAACAACAAAGAGCAGCAGUGUGAGAACAGGCUGGAACCAUAAACACACAUCUCUCUUCAGUUCUCAAAUAAAACGCUGUGACCAAGUCAGAAAUGCAAUGACUGAUAGGGCAGAGCAGAGGAAGAGCUGACAUGACAUGAACCUGGACGCUUUGAGAGGGACGCUGUGUGAGGUAAAACCCUAGGAGAUCUUCAGCUGGACUGAAGUCAAACUAUCUCACAGAGUGAAGGAAGAGAAGGCAGGGGUACAGGUGAUCUACAGGGCAGAGACCUUUACAGGAAAAAGAGAGGAAUCAAGCUGGAGAAGAAAAAGGGAAUUGAUGACCUCUUGACCCCACAAGCUUUGACCAGCAUCUUGCAUCAUUAUGGACAAAGAGACUGGAUUUAAUCAUACUAACGGCUCCUCACAGCAUCCUGACACAGAGUUAUUCUCGUCUGAAGAAGACAGUAGUCUCUACUUCACCUACAGUGGAGGGUGCAAUGAGCUUGAGGUCAGCGAUCUGCACUAUGAGGUCGACACAGCAGCUCAGAUCCCCUGGUAUGAGAGGUUGUCAGAGUUCAAGUUACCAUGGGAGAUAAACGGAAACAAGCAGACAGCCAUCAACAAGCUCAGCCUUCGAGUUCGCAGUGGACAGAUGCUGGCUGUCAUCGGUAGCUCAGGCUGUGGUAAAACAUCUUUGUUGGACAUCAUAACAUGCCGUGAUGAGGGCGGCACAAUGGCAUCCGGUCAGGUUCUGAUUAACGGGAAGCCGAACACUCCCCAGCUGGUGAAGAAAAACAUCGCUCAUGUCCGCCAAGAUGACCGACUUCUUCCUCAUCUCACUGUCCGGGAAACUCUCUCUUUCGUUGCCAAACUGAGGCUCCCCACACACUUCACACAGGCUCAGAGGGACCAGAGGGUUGAUGAUGUCAUUGCAGAGCUGCGUCUGCGACAGUGUGCUCACACCAGGGUGGGAAACGACUACGUGAGAGGAGUGUCUGGAGGAGAAAGGAGAAGAGUCAGUAUAGCUGUCCAACUUCUCUGGAACCCAGGAAUCUUAAUCCUGGACGAGCCAACGUCUGGUCUGGACAGCUUCACAGCCCACAACCUGGUCAUUACACUGUCCCGCCUGGCCCGGGGAAACCGUCUAGUCCUGCUGUCAGUCCACCAACCUCGCUCAGAUAUCUUUCAGCUCUUCGACCUCGUCGUCCUGCUAUCAUCGGGUUCAGCCGUUUACUUUGGCCCUGCUCGUGACAUGGUGCCUUACUUUACUGCCCUUGGAUACCCCUGCCCACGAUACUGCAACCCAUCUGACUUCUAUGUUGAUCUGAUCAGUAUAGACCGACGCAGUCCAGAGCGGGAGGCUGAGUGUUUAGAGCGGGCCACAGUUCUGUCUCGGAAGUUCAUGGAAAAGGUCCAAGACACAGACGAUCACAUGUGGAAACCAACUGUGGUUGACUCAGCACAGACUCAAACUGAAAGCUCUCAGCAGCUGAGCAAGGUUAAAGAAGAGGAAGUCAUCACUAUUUCAGAGAAAGCAAACAGAUUACCUGGUCGUCUACAUCAAUUCACAACCCUCAUCAGGCGUCACAUGUACAAUGACUACAGAGACCUGGUCACCUUAUUGGUCCACGGCUUCGAGGCCCUCCUCAUGUCACUGCUGGUCGGUUGUCUGUACUAUGGGGCGGGAGAAAAUCGUCUGAGCAUUCAGGACACAGUGGCUCUCCUCUACAUGAUCGGUGCUCUCACUCCAUUCGCUGUGGUGCUGGACGUCAUAGCUAAAUGUCACACAGAGAGAGCGAUGCUGUACCAUGAGCUGGAGGACGGCAUGUACUCUGUCACCUCUUACUUCUUCGCCAAGAUCCUGGGAGAGUUACCGGAGCACUGUGUGUUCACCUUGGUGUACGGCCUACCCAUCUACUGGCUGGCCGGGCUGAAUGAGGCUCCCGAGCGUUUCCUGCUUAACUUCCUUCUGGUAUGGCUGAUGGUGUACUGCAGCCGUGCCAUGGCUCUGUUUGUGGCUGCCUCCCUGCCCACCCUGCAGACCUCAGCCUUCAUGGGAAACGCCGUCUUCACCGUCUUCUAUUUGACCGGCGGGUUCGUCAUCAGCCUGGAGAACAUGUGGCUCGUGGCUUCCUGGCUCUCUCACAUCUCGUUCAUGCGUUGGGGUUUUGAGGGCAUGCUGCAGGUGCAAUUCAGGGGCAACAAGUACCUCAUCACCAUCGCAAACAUCACCAUCCCUGUGGACGGCAUACAUGUGGUGGAGUCCAUGGACAUGAACCAGUACCCUCUGUACUCCUGCUAUCUGGUGCUGCUGGCAGUCAUUCUGUGCUUCAUGGGGCUUUAUUACAUAUCCCUCAGAUUCAUCAAACAGAAGUCCAGUCAGGACUGGUGAACUCAUUUGGAGGAGUCUCCAAUAAUUGGGGUUCUACUUAGAGCAAGUGUUUUAUUUUGUAACAUUUGAAGGAAGUAAUCUGGGCUCUAGUUCGACUGGUUCGACACCGAGCCGUGCUUUGCGUUGUGAUUUUAAUAGAAUAUUCUUAUAAUUCUUAUAAUAAUUUCUACAUCAGAAAACUCCUGCACUAUUUCUAAAGGCAGACUGAACUACCCUGAUACUGCAGCAGGGUAUACAAGUUCAUGAUGUGUGAAGUAAAUUCAACACAUGCACAUUUAGUUUGAAUAUGGGAUUAAUUGAAAUUUGAUUGAGAAGCACUUAUUGCAGUACCUCUGUCUGCUGCUGGGUGGCAGCAGAGCACUGCAGUAUUAAAAAAAAGGUUGUAUUUCUUUCUUCUCUGCUACUUCUUGGUAACUGAUUAGAGCCCCACUUUGGCAGAUAUCCAUCUGCAGCUUUUGCAUGUUCCCUUUUUCAAUCUUCUUUUUUUUUCUACAGCUUUAUCUUUUUGUAUAUGUAAGGUUAUUAAGCUUAACAAUGUGUGUGCCAGUAUAGGAAGCACUGAAAAAAGAGCCUAAUGGAGAUUUAGUAAGUCACACUCAGAAAAAAAGAAAGAGCUUGUACUCGUGUCCUCAUAGAUUGAAGAUUAUGUAAGCUGUGUGUUUUUUGCGCUGGUGCAAAAGCCUGAUAAAUGUUUUACUGACAUGGUUUGAGUUCAAAUUAGUGAAGUAUUAAAUCAAAUUGCUCCCCUUGAA